Capsella rubella is the source of this 982-nucleotide messenger RNA. RefSeq names its product endo-1,3;1,4-beta-D-glucanase. Gene Ontology annotation, molecular function: hydrolase activity. The record is from RefSeq and is a predicted model, not a curated record. The coding region runs from base 87 to 806 and encodes 239 amino acids. NCBI's taxonomy places the organism in Eukaryota, Viridiplantae, Streptophyta, Magnoliopsida, Brassicales, Brassicaceae. The transcript is spliced from 7 exons.
CAAUUGUCUGGUCGGGAGGUUGGUUUGUUUUUUUUUUUGGUUUCAUCUCUCUGUAUUUUUUCCCUGAAGAACGAACAUCUUCUUACAUGUCGGGACCUCAGUGCUGUGAAAACCCGCCGACUCUCAACCCGGUUUCCGGGUCGGGUAACGUCGAGAAGCUGGGUGGACUCGAUGCUUACGUCUCCGGCUCUCCCGAUUCCAAGCUUUCCGUCGUCCUCGUUUCUGAUGUUUUUGGUUAUGAAGCUCCAAACUUGAGGGCCCUUGCGGAUAAGGUUGCGGCUUCUGGAUUCUAUGUUGUAGUUCCUGACUACUUUCAUGGAGAUCCUUUUGAUCCCUCUAACCCAGAGAGACCCAUCUCAGUUUGGAUCAAAGACCAUGGCUCUGAUAAGGGUUUUGAAGAAACCAAACCAGUACUUGAAGCCAUAAAGAGCAAAGGCAUAACUGCCAUUGGAGCUGCAGGGAUGUGUUGGGGAGCAAAAGUAGUGGUGGAAUUGUCUAAACAAGAGCUUAUUCAAGCAGCUGUUUUGCUUCAUCCUUCUUUUGUCACAGUUGAUGAUAUCAAGGGUGUGAAGGCUCCAAUUGCGAUAUUAGGAGCUGAGAUUGAUCAGUUGUCCCCACCCGCUCUCUUGAAGCAAUUUGAGGAGAUUCUAGCUUCCAAACCCGAGGUGUAUAGUUAUGUGAAGAUAUUUCCAAAAGUAUCACACGGUUGGACAGUCAGGUACAACAUCAAGGAUCCAGAGGCGGUGAAAGCUGCAGAAGAAGCUCACAAGGAGAUGCUUGAUUGGUUUGUGACUUACAUCAAAUGAAUUAAGAAAGAAAGGGUUUUAGUGUUCAUAUAUGCAAAUAAUGAAAAGAGAGACAAAGCAUAACUCUUGGUUGGUGUUCCUACUCUCUAUUUGUCUAUUGGAUUUUGAAGCAUAUAUCCAUGCUGUGAGACUGUUCUGUGAUGCCUUUUCUUUAUCGAUGUUUAAUAAUUUUUAUA